AUGAGGUUCCCGUUUUUUGUGACAUUGUGUGUUCUGGCCCACUGCGCUCAGGGUGUCAACCGGCCUACCGUUGCUUUUGGAGAGCCUGAGCAUGCCCAUCCUCUGAAUUUGAACCGCGUACAUGAAGUGGGCAACGUCUUUGAUUAUCUCUGGCAUAUUUGGAAAGGAGUGGAAGAUGUCAUUACUGGGAGAAUCCCUCACCCCUUCAAAUGCACCGAGUGCUUCAAGGGUCUGGGCUGCUUCGAUGCAUGCAAUGGAACUUUCCAUUACAUUCACCUAUUACCGGAAACUCCCGAACAGAUCAACACGACGUUCCGUCUGUACCCUUGGUACGAUAACUCGACGGCGCUCUUGCUGAACUACACGAAUGUUAGCGGCUUGAACAAAACGAUUUUUGAAGACAAAAACCGCGGACUUCUCAUCGUGAAUCAUGGCUUCGCAGCGGACUCGAAUUCUGACUGGAUGGUUACUCUCAAGAACACCGUCAUCGAAAACCGACAGCACAACGUCAUCCUCGUCGACUGGCUGAACGGCGCGGGACCCUACGACUUCUUCUAUCCGAUAGCCGUUGUCAACACAGAUUUAGUGGGUCGCCAAAUUGCCGUCUUGCUCCACCAGCUGAUGUCAACGUAUGCCUUGAAACCCGUGACCAUUCACUACGUCGGUCACUCUCUAGGCGCUCAGUGCGGCCACUUCUUCGCCGAGUACUUUAAACAGAUCUCGGGCGGUAUGAAAGUCAAUCGAAUCACGGCUCUGGAUGCAGCCUCUCCACUCUUCGAAGCCUAUAAUGUUGGUCUGAAUACGAGUGACGCCAUGUACGUGGAUGCGCUCCAUACAUCAGCCGGAGAUUCGAUCCUCACUGGGAAGCUUGGCGUGGCACACCCUAUUGGGCACGUAGACUUCUACAUUAACGGCGGAACUUUUCAACCAGGAUGCUGGGAAGUUGAUCUCGUGUGUGCUCACAAGAGAGCUCACGAUUACUACGUAGAAGCUGUCGAGAAUCAGUUGGCGAACACACCUUGCGAAUUCAUCUCUCACUCCUGUGUCAACGGCAUCGGCGGCUAUAAAAACGGCACAUGCAUAUCUGCCAUCGGGAACUUCAGUCGCAUAUCGUACGACACUGUGUCUCAGACGGGCGACGGCAUGCAGUACCUCGAAACGAAUUCGUCCGCACCCUAUUGUGCUGCGUGAAAGGUUAUUGGCGGAGCGAUUCGGCAGUACCGGGAUCAUUUUAUCAGAGCUAAGGUGUUGUUCGUAGCGGUUCCAUGUACAGAUUCCAAAGAAUUGUUCCGACUUGAAAGGAAAAUGCACCCACAAUACAGUUAUCUUCGAACUAGUCGUUGUAACAAUUUUUUAAUUAGAAGUAAGUCAUGCAAGCAGCCCCCUGCCUUCUGGGAAUCACGCAGAACCAUAUGUUUAUGUAGAUAAACUUAUCGAAUUUCGGCCAACUUGAGCUUCUGAUACAUGGAAGACAUUAUCCGAAACUCCCCUUCACAACAUCGCAAUCAUCGUC
This is a messenger RNA of Galendromus occidentalis (western predatory mite), 1513 nucleotides long. RefSeq names its product phospholipase A1. The record is from RefSeq and is a predicted model, not a curated record. The coding region runs from base 1 to 1191 and encodes 396 amino acids. The transcript has 5 exons. Gene Ontology annotation, biological process: lipid catabolic process. Gene Ontology annotation, molecular function: lipase activity. NCBI's taxonomy places the organism in Eukaryota, Metazoa, Arthropoda, Arachnida, Mesostigmata, Phytoseiidae.